UUGACAAAUGCCCAUUUCCGUUUCAUCCAAAAGGUAUCACGGAGCAAUACAAUGAACUGUCAUACACUACACUCCCUCCCCCACUUUUCUUACCGUUCACACACACUCUGUCACACUCCUGUAACUCCAUUCUCUCCUUCUUGAGCCAUCAAAAACACAUAAGCUUAGGUCACUGGUCUCUCUCUGUCUCUGCGCCUAAAAGAACCUCCUUUUGCAGAAAGCAAGCUACCACUAUGCCCAGUAGCAGUUCAUUGUCAUUUUCUGUUUUAGCCACAUUUCUCUGCUUCUCUCCUGCCUUCUUUUCCUUCUCGCAUGGAGUUUCUGCCUUUCCACCCCACCAGACAUUACCCCCUUUAGGGGAAGUUGGUGUGGAAAAUUUUUCUGUGGAGUCUUCAUGGGGAACCAAGAGGUCACUUGUAGAGGGACCCAGUGGUGAACCAGUGGAGAGCUCCUAUUUUGUGUUAGCUGCGGAGAGAACAUACAGAAGAGAUCCUCUCAAUGGGUUCAAAAAAUACACAGGGGGAUGGAACAUCAGUGAGCGCCAUUACUGGGCUUCUGUUGGUUUUACUGCUGCUCCCCUGUUUGUCAUUGCUGCAAUUUGGUUCCUCGUCUUCGGGCUGUGCUUAUCCCUCAUAUGUAUUUGUUAUUUCUGUUGUGAAAGGCAGUCUUAUGGCUAUUCUCGAACGGCUUAUGCUUUCUCUCUUGUUUUGCUCAUACUCUUCAGUGUUGGUGCAAUCAUUGGGUGUAUUGUUCUGUACACUGGUCAGGGGAAGUUUCACACUAGUACAAUCACGACAUUGGAAUAUGUUGUGAAUCAGGCUUACACCACUGUUCAAAAACUUAGAGAUGUUUCAGAUUAUCUUGCCGCGGCAAAGCAGAUUGGAGUGGAUAAAGUUUUUCUGCCUUCUAAUGUUCAAACUGAUAUUGACCAGAUAGAAACAAAGAUUAAUUCUUCAGCUAGCAUUGUUGCUGAUCAGACAGUCGAGAAUUCAGACAACAUGCGAGAUGUCUUGGAUUCUGUGAGAGCAGCGCUUAUUGUAAUUGCUGCCAUAAUGCUUCUGUUGACAUUCCUUGGGUUAUUAUUUUCUUUAUUUGGCAUGCAGUUUCUCGUGUACAUCUUGGUGAUUAUCGGAUGGAUUAUUGUUACAGGAACAUUCAUUUUGUGCGGUACCUUUCUUCUUCUUCACAAUGUAGCUGCAGAUACUUGUGUUGCAAUGGAUCAAUGGGUCCAAAACCCCACAGCUCAUACAGCUUUAGAUGAUAUACUGCCAUGUGUGGACAAGAUAACUGCCCAGGAUACUUUGUUGCGAAGCAAGGAAGUCACUUCUCAGCUAGUUGAAGUAAUUAAUUCAGUCAUCACCAAUGUUUCUAACAUAAAUUUCUCCCCCAAUUUUCCACCUUUUUACUACAAUCAGUCUGGUCCAUUGAUACCGAUUCUGUGCAAUCCAUUUUUCUCUGACAUGACGGAUCGAGCUUGCACAGCUGGCGAGGUGGACUUGAACAAUGUAACGGAGGUAUGGAGGAGCUAUGUCUGCGAAGUUUCGGCAUCUGAGGUUUGCACCACGACAGGCCGUUUGACCCCCACCCUCUACAGCCAAAUGGCUGCUGCAGUGAAUGUAAGCUAUGGGUUGUAUAAUUAUAGUCCCUUUCUGGUUGAUCUUGAAGACUGCACCUUUGCGAGGCAAACUUUUGGCGACAUAUACAGGUAUCAUUGCCCCAGUCUGCAGUCCUACAGUAAACGGAUCUAUAUUGGAUUGGUGAUGGUCUCAGCUGCAGUUACGCUCUCUCUUAUCUUUUGGGUGAUAUAUGGCAGAGAGCGGCGGCAUCGUGUCCUAACCAAAAGGUUAAUGUCUAGCGCAGCACAAGGAGACAAGGACUCCUAGGCUCUUUUACUUCAUUCACUGAUACAUGCUGAACUUCUUUGCAUCUAGUCUGGUUGUUUUAAAUAUAGAACAAUGGUUUGUAAAGCUUCUGUCAUAGUUCAUUGGGUUGAUUACCAUGGUUA
This is a messenger RNA of Malania oleifera, 2005 nucleotides long. RefSeq lists its product as uncharacterized. NCBI's taxonomy places the organism in Eukaryota, Viridiplantae, Streptophyta, Magnoliopsida, Santalales, Ximeniaceae. The transcript has 9 exons. The coding region runs from base 234 to 1883 and encodes 549 amino acids. The record is from RefSeq and is a predicted model, not a curated record. Gene Ontology annotation, cellular component: plasmodesma; plasma membrane.